AUGUACACCGUCGGACACCGAUGUAAACCGUAUCCGGAUUACUUCCGGAAUUUCGGGGCCCUGUACCGGAUCACCAUACCACACGGGACAUCCUACACCAUCGUCUGUCCACAGACUAGACAGGAACUGAACAAUCCGGCACUGCCAAUAACCGAAAAUAUCCAGUCGUACCUGGACACCGUCAACCACUUAUCGUGUCAGCAUCCCUUUCCCGAUUUCCGCACGGCGCAGACACCGGACCGCGGCAUCACCGUCCUGAUUAUGAGUGCCCGCUACGCCGCGACCGCCCCGGUGGGCAUCUGCAUGGAUACUUUUGUCUGUGAUACGGAGAUGACCAGUCAGUGUGACCGCUACAUCCACCACAACUGCACGCUGGACGCCCGCGAUCCCCUGGAAUUGCCGGGUGUCAGGGACGAUCGCUGUUUGUGGAGUACGACUGCCGGCCGGCACCGGUGAUGAUCAACUAAUACGAACGGGAUCGCGGCGGACGGAUUUGGAUUGCUACUUUCAACGUAUAAAGUUUAAUGCAUAUAUUCAGUCAAUAUUGGGAUGGGCUGAUCAUGAGUCUUACGGUGAACUCGCGCCACUUCGAAGUUUGUUUGUUUGAUAUUCUUUUACGUAGUACGUAAUAAUAUCUAAUCAUGUAAUUAUCGCAGUUCGCAGCCAUGUGUGCUCGAUCUUGUUUCUCUACGAUACACAAUAAAUUAUUAUC
This is a messenger RNA of Paramacrobiotus metropolitanus, 712 nucleotides long. RefSeq lists its product as uncharacterized. The transcript has 3 exons. The record is from RefSeq and is a predicted model, not a curated record. Lineage: Eukaryota; Metazoa; Tardigrada; Eutardigrada; Parachela; Macrobiotidae. The coding region runs from base 1 to 456 and encodes 151 amino acids.